AUGGCUGAUAUUAGGAAUUGGACUAAUGAAGCUUGGUGUAUUAUGGGUGUUUUAAAUGCAGUUAGGUCGAAAAAUGAAAGAAAUCGAGAAAGGAGGGAUCCAAGAAACCGAAGAUUGUUGAAUGACUUUAUCGCGGAGAUGGAGCUGGUGAAUUAUCCUUUGAAUGGUGGAGAUUAUACUUGGAAUGACAAACAAGAUAAUCCCUUACUUUGCAGGUUAGACAGAACAUUAGUGUGUACCAGUUUUGACACUGCUUAUAGAAGUGCAAUUCAAACUGCUCUUGUGAGGGCUAUUUCAGAUCAUAGUCCAAUAAUGCUGGAUUUAAACCCUGAGAUUAAAACCAAUUCCUAUUUCAAGGUGGAGCAUCACUGGUUCCAGCAUAAAGACUUCUUGAAACGAGUGGAGGAGUGGUGGUCUGCAAUGACUUUUUCAGGUACUCCAAGUUUUGUAUUUUUUAGAAAGUUACAAAACUUGAAACUCUUUUCGAAAGGUUGGAGCAGGGAGAUAAAGGGUUUCACUGAUGGAAAUAAAAACACUCGUUAUUUUCAUAGCAUAGCUAACGCUGAGAGGAAGAUGAGCUGUAUUACAAAGAUAGAAGUGAAUGGAGUGGAUAUCUUCAAUCAAGAGGUAAUCAAGAACAAAAUUCAUCAAUAUUACACUCACCUAUUUACUGCUUCUUCUUCUUCUUCUUCUUCUUCUUUCAGUCCUUCUUUUGAGAAUAUGGAGUUUAGAAAGAUUGAUAAUGAUGAGGCUGCCUGGUUGGAGAAUCAUUUUACUGAGGAGGAGGUACACAAGGCGAUCAAAAUGUGUGGUGCCAAUAAAGCACCGUGGUCGGAUGGUUUUACUAUGGACUUCUACAGAAUUGGUUGGGACAUAAUCAAACAUAACCUGAUGUUAGCUCUGAAUGAAUUUUACACUAAAGCUGAAAGAAUGAAGAUUGUUAUGCCAAAACUUGUGUCUAAUGCAAAAGGGGCCUUUAUUAAGGAUAAACAAAUUCUUGAUGGUAUUCUUAUUGCUAAUGAAUGCAUUGAUAGUAGACUCAAGCAACGUCUUCCAGAUAUGGUUUUGGUGAGAGGUGGAUUAAAUGGAUUUAUUGGUGUCACUGGUGCUCAAUUCUCGGUUCUUGUGAAUGGAAAUGCUACAAAUAUGAUCAAGCCAACUAAAGGGAUUAGACAAGGUGACCCAUUGUCACCUUUCUUAUUCUUGUUGGUUGUGGAGGUUCUUUCUUUGCUUAUUAAUAAUGUUGUGGCCUAUCAGAAGAUUAAUGAUUUCACUGUAAAGGAAGGGGGGGGACAGUGGUGUCUCACCUUGUUAACUGGGUUGAAGCUUAUUUUGUAUAAGAGUGCUAUGACUAGUAUUGGUGUUGAUGAGGUUAUAAAUGAGUUAAUUCGGAGCUGGGAUUUACCUGUUUCAGUUGAGAAGAAGAUUAACACGAUCAUGAGGACGUUUCUCUGGGGAGAAGAUGAUGAGAAUAAAAAGAUGAGCUGGGUAGGUUGGGACAAGGUUUCUAAACCAAAAAAUAAAGGUGGACUAGGCAUCAGAAAUUUGAGAUGUGUUAACAGAUAUUUGUUAGCUAAAUGGCACUGGAGAUAUGCCAACGAAAAGGAAGCUUGGUGGAGGAAGUUAAUGUGUGAAAAGACCAAUCAAAUGAUGUUUUUCUUCUUCCUGUGGAGACUAAGGGUACUGUUGGUAGAAGUAUGUGGCAUGGUAUUAAAAAAAUCUAAAACUAAAUUUUAUAGUUAUGCUGAUAUUCAACUCAAAAAUGGUGCAGGAUGUAGAUUCUGGCACGAUUGGUGGUUGGAAAAGAAGGCGUUAAGUGAAAAAUAUCCUAGACUUUACAAAUUGAGUCUAAAUAAGAAUGGUUUUGUUUCAAAGUUUAUUGGGAUUAAUUGGUCUCUUUCUUUUAAAAGGACGUUGGAUGCUGCUGAAAGAAUUGAUUUGCUUGAAAUUAAGUAUGAUAUGAGGAAUAUUACGUUGAGAGGUGAUGCUGAGGAUGAUGUAGUUGGUGAUUUCUGA
This is a messenger RNA of Papaver somniferum (opium poppy), 2016 nucleotides long. RefSeq lists its product as uncharacterized. The record is from RefSeq and is a predicted model, not a curated record. The coding region runs from base 1 to 2016 and encodes 671 amino acids. NCBI's taxonomy places the organism in Eukaryota, Viridiplantae, Streptophyta, Magnoliopsida, Ranunculales, Papaveraceae. The transcript has 5 exons.